This is a messenger RNA of Scomber japonicus (chub mackerel), 839 nucleotides long. RefSeq names its product spindlin-1-like. Gene Ontology annotation, biological process: gamete generation. The transcript is spliced from 6 exons. Lineage: Eukaryota; Metazoa; Chordata; Actinopteri; Scombriformes; Scombridae. The record is from RefSeq and is a predicted model, not a curated record. Bases 1 to 786 code for a protein of 261 amino acids.
AUGAAGACCCCAUUCAAGAGCCCAUCGGCCCCGCGGCCCCGACCAGACGGGGGUCAUUCAGGCGUCUCUGCAAACAUGAUGAAGAAGAAGAAUUCACACAAGAAGCAGAGGACCAGCGUUGGUCCCAGUAAACCUCUGGCUCAGCCCAGGAGGAACAUCGUUGGCUGCAGGAUUCAGCACAUCUGGAAGGAAGGAAGUAAGUCGUCCCAGUGGAAGGGGACGGUCCUGGAUCAGGUUCCUGUCAACCCGUCUCUCUACCUGAUCAAAUACGACGGCUUCGACUGCAUCUACGGUCUGGAGCUGUACAGUGAUGAGCGGGUGGUGGGGCUGGAGGUGCUGCCGGACAGAGUGGCUCCGGCCCGUGUGAGCGACUCCCUGCUGGCGGACACGAUGAUCGGUAAGGCGGUGGAGCACAUGUUUGAGACGGAGGAGGGUCCGAAGGAGGAGUGGAGGGGCAUGGUGCUGGCCCGAGCCCCCAUCAUGACCGCCUGGUUCUACAUCACCUACGAGAAAGACCCGGUGCUCUACAUGUACCAGCUGCUGGACGACUACAAGGAGGGAGACCUGCGCAUCAUGCCCGACUCCAAUGACAGCGUGGCGGCGGAGCGUGAGCCGGGUGAGGUGGUGGACAGCCUGGUGGGGAAGCAGGUGGAGUACGCCAAAGAGGACGGAGGGAAGCGGUCGGGGAUGGUGAUCCACCAGGUGGAGGCCAAGCCCUCCGUCUACUUCAUCAAGUUCGACGACGACUUCCACAUCUACGUCUACGACCUGGUGAAGACUUCCUAAGAGCGGGACGGAGAACAGACUUACCGAAACCUGCCUAGACACACUCACCACCU